AUGCGAGAUGUGUACGAAAAGUAUAAAGAUCAUCUUGAUGUAGUGGCUUUGUUUGCCGAUGCUCUUAUGAACUGGAAGCCACAAAAGAUGUUUGAUGUCAAGACUGGCAAGCCCAUUACCUCAUCACCGGUAUUUGAGGUAUGUGCCAUCUUGGAGAGUGGUAUGGCUAUGCCAGGUGGACGAAGACAUGCAGGCAUUCCUCAUCUUUACAUCCAUCUUACGGAGAGAUCAGACGAACCCGAGGCUGCCUUGCCAGCUUGCGACAUCAUCCGCGACCUGGUUCCCGAUGCGGGCCAUAUGUCCCAUAUGCCGACCCAUAUCGAUGUGCUUGUGGGCAAAUAUCGCCGCUCUAUGGCAUACAACCACAAGGCCACUCUCGCCGACGACCAGUACUUCGCUAAGCAUGGCGCUUACUCUCAGCGUGAUCUUUUCCGGGAAGCCGCUAAGCGCGUACCAGUCUCUCGUCUCGACUAUCCCAACCGUAUAGUCGAUGUGUUAAAGGUAGCCACUGCUAUGUUGCAUGGAGAGAUUGAGUAUCGACGUCAGAACUAUCACGUUGCUUUCGAGGCACUCAGAGAGGCUAUCAAGGCCGAAGACUCGCUGAUGUACACGGAGCCUUGGGGUUGGAUGCUCCCUGCCAGACAUCCAUAUUGA
This is a messenger RNA of Fusarium redolens, 654 nucleotides long. RefSeq lists its product as uncharacterized. Bases 1 to 654 code for a protein of 217 amino acids. The transcript is spliced from 2 exons. NCBI's taxonomy places the organism in Eukaryota, Fungi, Ascomycota, Sordariomycetes, Hypocreales, Nectriaceae. The record is from RefSeq and is a predicted model, not a curated record. Gene Ontology annotation, cellular component: intracellular anatomical structure.